CAUACCAUUGUAUGGAUAAGCGAGUGCACCUUUUCCUCUUUUAAAUCACAGCGUUAAAGUUUUAAGCUUUUGUCUGGAUUUUAGGCAAAUAGACAAUUUACUUCAAACAUUGCAAAUGCCUGAUUUGAAUCUUUUAGCCUUCAACGUCAAGCAAGCAUUUGAAGGUGAAAAAUUCGACAGAGCGUUGUCUUGGUUACCCACUGAGGAACAUCCUUCUGUUUUAAGAUACAAAUUCGACAAAGAUAAGCAUUUAGCAUUAGCUAGCUUAUUGCUCAGACGAUAUUAUUUUUCAAAGAAACUGAAUAUAUCUUGGCAUGACCUGAAAUUUGGAAGAUUAUCAGCGGGAAAGCCAUAUCUGAUGAAUGGCGAAGGCCAUUUUGAUUUCAAUACAUCGCAUGAAGGAGAUUGGGUCAUUUUCGGAUGCGUUGUUGCUCAGAAUAUGAAGAUCGGUGUGGAUGCAGUUUCGAUCGUUCCACCGAAAAGCGGCACAAUAGAUGAAUUCAUAGAAUGCUUUCAACCCCAACUUACACAAGGUGAAAUGCAAAUGAUAAAGAAGAAUAAUCAAGAUGAAACUGCUCGUUUGAAAACAUUUUACCAAUUAUGGGGCUGCAAGGAAAGCUAUGCAAAAGCACUUGGGUUGGGUCUUUCUUUAGAACUGAACAAGGUGGAGUUUACGAGUGAAAAUAAUAAGAUAAAUAUUAAAUUUGAAGGCGAAACAUUGAAAGGCUGGAAUUUCCAUAUUAGUUAUUUAGACACUGCUGUAAUGGCUGUCAUAUGUUAUGGACGUGAAAAUUCUACACAUUUAAGUCCAGCGAGCCAACAUGCUGAUUUACUGACACAGCCAACUGUCCUUUUUGGAGAUACAUGUUCUUCAAGUCCGAAAGAAAAGAAAGGCAGCGUAUUUACAUUUGUGUCCUUUGAAGAUGUAGAACAAAAACAGUCAUUAUAUACCUAAAAUAAAUGAGUGGAC
Mycotypha africana is the source of this 970-nucleotide messenger RNA. RefSeq names its product 4'-phosphopantetheinyl transferase superfamily. The transcript has 5 exons. Gene Ontology annotation, molecular function: holo-[acyl-carrier-protein] synthase activity; magnesium ion binding. Gene Ontology annotation, cellular component: cytosol. Bases 116 to 955 code for a protein of 279 amino acids. Lineage: Eukaryota; Fungi; Mucoromycota; Mucoromycetes; Mucorales; Mycotyphaceae. The record is from RefSeq and is a predicted model, not a curated record.